Scylla paramamosain (green mud crab) is the source of this 5267-nucleotide messenger RNA. Its product is annotated as trichohyalin-like. Gene Ontology annotation, biological process: positive regulation of apoptotic process; protein phosphorylation; intracellular signal transduction. The record is from RefSeq and is a predicted model, not a curated record. The transcript has 8 exons. Gene Ontology annotation, cellular component: nucleus. Bases 658 to 3669 code for a protein of 1003 amino acids. Gene Ontology annotation, molecular function: myosin light chain kinase activity; ATP binding. Lineage: Eukaryota; Metazoa; Arthropoda; Malacostraca; Decapoda; Portunidae.
CGCCCCUGCAGCGCCCCUACACACUUCUAGAGGGGCGAGGGAGCUGCACACACGCACACACGCCCACGGAGAUACAGAAGAGGGUGUGGUGUUUAGCGGUGUUGUGUUGUGGUGGUGAUGGUGGUGGUGGUGGUGGUUUGUGGUGUUUAAAAAGUGCUGUUACCUCAUUUGUUAUCCUCUCCUCCUCCUCCUCUUCCUCUUCCUCCUCCUCCUUCUUCUCCUAUUUCUCUUAUUCUCGUCUCCUCCUCCUCCUCCUCCUUCUCCUCCUCCUCCUUCUGAUUCCAUAGGUAUCCUCUCAUCAUUAUCCUCCUCAUCUAUAUAUCUCUCCCCCUUCCCUCCAUCUCUCCAUCCCUCCCACACCUCCAUCCCUCCCUCCCACACACACCCAGCUUAUGAUCGUCCCAGGAAUACGAUAGGGGCAUGAAAAGAGUGGAGGUUAAUUCCCUUUCGUCCUCUUAAGAAAGGAAGAAUAGGGAGAAAAGAAGAGAAAAGAGGAAGAGGGAUAGACGAUAACCUCUCUUAUUCCUCUGAAAUAAAAGAGGAAUAAGUUAAAUAAGGAGGUGAAGAGGAGGGAGGAAGAGAGGGAGAGAAAGAGAGAGGUUAUCCCAGGUCAGGGUACAGGUCAAUGAGAAGAGGUCACCACCCCAGCCUGACCUAAUGAACAAGCAGGGGGAAGACAGUGACAACAAGCACAACGACAAGAACAACAACUUCAUCGAAAAGGAGAAGAAGAUGAUCUUAGUGGACGAAAGGGAGCCGGUGGGGGAGCUCCCGCCGCCCUUCCCGCCUCGCAACAUUAAGGUCAAGGAUGAAGACGAUAUGAGAGAUUUCUACGACAUUAAGAAGGAAAUAGGAAGGGGUCGCUUCGGCACAGUGUAUCUGGUGGAGGACAAGAAAACACGGCAAAAAUUCGCAGCUAAAUUUGUAAACACACGGAGGAACCAGGACCGAGCGAACGUGGAGCGGGAGGUGGAGAUCAUGAAGACUUUAAAUGCUGACUCCGCCCACCCCAGACUGAUUCAACUGUAUGAUGCGUACGACAUGGAGAAGGAGAUGUGCUUGGUGCUGGAAAUCGUGGACGGAGGGGAGCUGUUCGAACGAGUGAUAAACGAUGACUUUGUGCUGACGGAGAGAGCGUGUACCGUGUUUGUGAAGCAGAUAUGUGAGGGAGUUGAGUUUAUUCACUCCAAGAACAUACUUCACCUUGACAUGAAGCCUGAGAACAUUCUGUGCCUGUCGAGGGAAGGGAACAGGGUCAAGAUCUGCGACUUCGGCCUGGCCAGGAAGUACGACCCAAGGAAGAAACUGCAGGUGUUAUUCGGCACCCCUGAGUUUGUAGCGCCCGAGGUCGUCAACUUUGAGCCCAUUGGAUUCGGUACUGACAUGUGGAGCAUCGGUGUCAUCUGUUAUGUACUGUUGUCGGGCCUCUCCCCCUUCAUGGGUCACAACUACGUAGAAACGAUGACCAACGUGACCCACAACAAGUACGAUUUUGAUGAUGAGGCGUUUGACUGUGUGAGUGACGAGGCCAAGGAGUUCAUUCAGAAGCUGCUGGUGCUGGAUAAGAGCAUGCGCCCAACCCCCGCUCAGUGCCUCCGAUCUUCAUGGCUACGCUCCCCCCCUCCUCCCCAAUACCACCCCCUCUCCCGCCGCUUCCCUUCCUCCGCCUCCAACUCGGAAGACGAAGAGGAAGAAGACGAGGAAGAGGAGAGUGAGAGUGAGAGUAGCGAAGAUGAUGAUGAUGAGGAAGAGGAGGAGGUGAUAAAAGUUGAACAAAUGAUAACAAACAGAGUAGAUAAAGAAGAAGAGACGGAGAAAUAUAGUGUAAGGAGGAGGAGGAGGAAACAGGAGGAGGAGGAAGAGAAGGCGAGGAAGAGGAAUGAAGCUGAUGAAGAGGAGAGGAAGAGGAAGGAGAUGGAAGCGAAGAGAAAGGAACUAGAAAGACAAAUUGAAGAGAAGAAGAAGAAGAUUGCGGAAGAAGAAGAAAGAUGCAAGCGAAUGAAAGAGGAAGAGGAGAAGGCGAAGAGGAAGAAGGAAGAGGAAGAAGUGAGGAGGAAAAAAGAAGAGGAAGAAGCACGAAGAAAGGAAGAGGAGGAGAGGAGAAGACAGCAGGAAGAGGCCAAGAGGAAGGAAGAAGAGGAGAGAAGAAAGAAAGAGAGAGAGGAGGAAGAAAGAAAGAAGAAGAAGGAAGAGGAAGCAAGAAGAAAACGGGAGGAAGAGGCGAGGAAGAAGAAAAAGGAAGAGGAGGCAAGGAGAAGACAAAGGGAAGAGGAAGAGGAGGUAAGAAGAAAGGAAUUGGAAGCCGAAAAAAAGAGAAAAGAGGAAGAGGAAAUAAAGAGAAGAGCCGAGGAGGAGAAAAGAAGAAAGGAAGAGGAGGACAAGAAGACGAAAGAGGCGGAAGAGAAGAGAAGAAGAGAAGCAGAGGAAAAGAGGAGAAAGGAGGCUGAGGAGAAGAAAAUGAAGGAGGCUGAGAGAAAGAAGAGAGAGGCGGAGGAAAAGAAGAAGACUGAAGAAAGGAGGAAGAAGGAAGAGGAAGAGAAGAAGAGAAAAGAAGCGGAGAAGAGGAGAGAAGCAGAAGAGAAGAAGAAAGAAAUGGAAGAGAAGAAGAGAAAAGAGGCAGAGGAGAAGAAGAGGAAGGAGGUGGAGGAGAAGAGGAAGGCCAAGGAGAGGAAGCGAGGCGGCGGCGGGCGGGCGGAGCAUGAAGGAGAGCUGGAGCGAAGCAAGGCACAGCUGCGGGAUUUCGUGGCUCGCUGGAACUCUCACCCGAACUCACCCUACGUGGUGGUGGCCGAGGACGUCCCGCGGGGCCUGGAGGGGGCCAAGGGUUCCUCAGGGGCGUCCCUCACCUCCGUGGCCGCGCAGCCCCCCAGCGACCUCAACCACGAGGACCUGGACGACGAGGAGGAGGCGGCCGCGGCGGGCGAGGACGAGGAGUUCAUCCACUACACUAUUUCGGCGCCCCUCAAGGGUCCCGCCUCGCCCCCGCAGGUGGCGCGCUGCCUGGAGGCCAGACUCAACCUGCUGCAGCGCCAGGACGGCACGGAGGACGGGAAGAGUGGUGAGAAGACCAGCGGGAGGCGUAAAGGCAGGAGCGGUGGGCGGGGCAGCGGGCGCGGCGAGAAACGCAGGUCGUCGUCGCGGUCGCCGAGCUCCGGCGUGCUGCAUGACACGGAGGAGGCGGAGACCAUCAUCAAGCAGAUCCUCAGCUCAGACCACCGCAGCGCAUACGAGGAGUACCAGCGCAUGGUGGGCGCCAUGGAUGGCAGCGGCCACCUGCAGCGCCCCGAGGUGGUGGCGCUGCAGCAGGAGGAGGGAGGCACCAGGCGCAGAUCCAGGACAGACUCUACAUCCAGACGUUCCCGCCGGCAGCCUUCCAGGGACGUGCCCGGCGAGGACAGGCCACCCUCCAGAGAGGGAAACCGCUCCCCCCGCUCCCCCAGCCCACCGCCGCCCCUCCAGGGACGUGCCCCUCAGCCCCUCCCAGAUGGAGCGGAUAGCGAGGGCGGCGCCCCAGGCGUGGCCAGAUCUGAUCGUGGCGCCGCAGGACGAGGCAGACGAAGAGGUGCGCCAGUUCUCGCUGGACGUGCCCGUGGCGUCACUGCACAAGAGUCCCAGUGGCACCCUGCGUUCCGUGCCGGGCCUCAAGGUGUCCGCCGAGCCCGAGGCUGACGCCACGCCCACGCCCAGACGCGCCCCUGCCCCCAAGGGUGCGCCUUCCCUCACCCCACCACCCUCUCCCCCUUCUGAGAACUACAGCAAGCCAGCUCUCUCGCCGUCGCCUUCCCCCACCCCCGCCGACAAGGUGAGCCUCGCCCCCGCAACCUCACCGACGCCCUCCUCCGCCACUGACAGGAAAGCCUCCCUCACACCGCCGCCCUCCCCAGUCCCAUCCCACAAGGACUCUGUGAGCUCCGAGGAUCCCCCCAGCAGGCUGGUGGAGUGGAUCCUUGACAUCGGCACCCGCACGCCGCCGCGGGAACAGUCCACCUGCAGCCUGCAGGACCGCGUCACCCAGUGGGAGGCCCGCGACGGCGGCACCCCCCGCCCCUCACCCUCACCCUCACCCUCCCGCCGUCUCUCUUCCUCCCCACGCCCCUCACCCUCCACCUCCCCCUCCCGCCGUUCCUCCACCUCCGCCCCCGUCCCAGCAGAAGUAAACAAGGAGGGGCCAGUGCCGCCUCGCCGCCCGCAGCCGCCCUUCAACGUCCUCUCCCAGGAGGAUUCCUCCGCCGAGAAGGUGAUCCACACCCCGUGGGGCGCCCUCAAGCGGUCCCCCUCCAAGACCUCCUUCUCCAAGUCCCCGUCUCGGGAGCGCGAGGCGUUGCCCACCACCCGCGGCAGGGCUCCCAGCCCCGUGCGCGCCACCCUGGAGGCUAGUCAGGGGCAGGCUACCCGGACGCCCUCACCCCGGGAGGCAGCGCCCGCCAGUCGUCAGGAGGCCAUGAAUGGGUGGGCGCCAGGCGGCAAGAGCUACACGCUGCCACGCUCGGCUAAACUGCUGCGACAGAAGUCCCUGAUCAGCGUGCCGGGGCAGGGCGACGCUGUGCUGCAGGAUGCUGAUGGAAGCCUCAAGCGUAAGGGCAAGUUCCCGCCAUCGCCCAACAAGCGGCCGCUCACGCCGCUGCUGUUCACGGCACAGGACAGGAUCUCCAUGUUUGAGAAGCAGCAGCCGGCAGACACGCGGGGCCCGCCACGACCCCUCGCCAGGACCCGCAGCAGCGUCACGCUGGGCGGCAGCGCGUCCAGCGACCCCCGCGCUGACCGCUCCCAGGUGGGCUUCAUGAAGACCAAGCUGCUAAGCAAGGUGCGGCCCGGCGCGGCGCCCACGCUGCACGAGGAGCCCGCCAGCCCCAGCCCCGCCAGGCCCAACGCCGCAUAGGAACGCCCGCCGCGAUUCCUGCUCCUGCAGGGUGCUGUCCUGCCGCGGCUGUAAGGUUGGCACGGCGCCUGUGUGCAGGCCCUUAGCACACACACACACACACACACACACACACACACACACACACGUCUGCCGCAGGACGCUCAUCACCAAAGCAUCCCGUCUAUUCGGUCAUAGUGAGCGCGAGGUGGAGGCGCCCCGCCCCGCCCCGCCCCGGCCCCGCCCCGUGCCAGUCAGCCAUGCUUACUGUACACACCUUUGUUCGGUUUUGCAAUUAUACACUGAAUAAAACAGAAUAUAUCAUACCAUGUAUGUAUAUAUUAUAUGUAUGUAUGUGUGUGCAUUUACCUUGAUUGAUGUUAUUUUUAUUUUUAUCACCUUUGUUACC